This is a messenger RNA of Gilbertella persicaria, 889 nucleotides long. Its product is annotated as Dbl homology domain-containing protein. Gene Ontology annotation, biological process: intracellular signal transduction. NCBI's taxonomy places the organism in Eukaryota, Fungi, Mucoromycota, Mucoromycetes, Mucorales, Choanephoraceae. Gene Ontology annotation, molecular function: guanyl-nucleotide exchange factor activity. The record is from RefSeq and is a predicted model, not a curated record. The transcript is spliced from 4 exons. Bases 263 to 781 code for a protein of 172 amino acids.
CAUUCUAGAAGAGGGCACUCAUCAAGACUUAUACAAAAUAAUGGCGCAUCCUGCAUUAGCUUCAGAAGCUACUUUAGAAAGCCAGCGGUUUGUACGACAUUCUUCACCAAAGAACCUCUCCAUGGUUAAAUUUAUCUUAAAUGAAUUAUCGGAGACGGAAAGAUCUUACAACCAAUUGCUGAAGCUGAUACAAGAUGUAAACAAGAUAAUGGCUGAUAAAAUUGUCUUAUCACUUACUCAUAUCUUGCCUACAUAGCGUUACAUGAAGCCAAUGAUUGCUGCUUCGCAGUCCAAGGACCCCUUAGUGAAAUCAACAGAUAUUUUGUUCUUGUUUAGUCACUUGCCUGAACUUGUUGAACUAUCAGAUAAAUUGCUAGAUCAGUUUCAAUCAACAAACAAGAUCGGCCAAGUAUUUAGAUCUAUGGAAUCAUAUCUUGUCGUCUUUUUAAAAUAUGCUAUGCACUACAGGGCAAACAUCAAGACAAUCAGAAAAGCAUGUAAUAAUGUUCUUUUCGUGAAAAUCAAUCAAGAAAGUCUCGCACGAAGAGACACAAAUCGUUUAGGUAUGUCUGAUUACUUGAUUGCGCCUAUACAAAGAAUACCACGAUAUUGCUUAUUACUUAAAGAUUUACAAAAAUACACACAUCAUUCAGAAAGCCAUUGUGCCGAUUUAGAUUAUGCACUUAAAAUCUUGACUGGGUUGGCAGUGGCAAUGGAUCACGUACAAAGUAAUAACAAAUCAGCCUCAUUGCAGCCCCGCACUUCCUUGAAAACACUUUAAUCAUUGCAGCAUUUGUAUCAUAUCUCAUCCCAUUUUUUUCUCUCUCUCUCUCUUAUAUGCAUAAAGGGAACAGUUACUUAUUUGUUUAAAUAUGAGUCUGUAAUGUGU